GCUCGUCGUCGUUCUUCUUAUAAGACGCAUCACUGAUCACGUUCAGAUUUUGCAAGUGCUGGUUGUCGAAUUAGGUAGAUUAUUCAAUUGUCUGAUCCCGGAAGUGUGGUAUUCAAACGCUACACCGACCGUGGAGAUUUUUGCUGCCUAUUAGAGAAUGACUCCACCAUACAACCAUCUGGGCACCGCCCCGCGCCUGCACAAUGCAGCGCCGGUGUUAACAUUCGGGAUUAUGCAGCUGAUCUUCGGUGCCGCCCUGAUCAUUAGCGACAUUGUCUCGUUCAGCACCACUGUGGAUCAUGCCAUCAUCUUCUCCUGUGCCGGAUCAGGAUUCUACACCGGCAUCUUCUUCGUCAUCACGGGCGCCUUCGGUAUUGCCAGCGGACGCCCCUUGCCGAUGGGGCGUUCCGCCGUGGAGCGCCGCUGUUACCUCAUCACGUCCAUGGUCAUGAGCAUCCUGUCCACCAUCUCCUCCAUCACCAUGACCGUCGCUUUUACCAUCCUGCUGGUGUUUCUGCAGACCGGCGUCUUCGACUUCAACUGUCAGGGCUUCUACUGCCCCUUUGGCGGAUGGUACCGCGACGUCGGCAACGCACUGCUGUCAGCCAAUCUGGCCUUUCAGUUCAUGGCCUUCGUGGCCAGUCUGGGACAGUCCAUCGCCGCUGGGAUUAAUAUGUGCAAGCUGCCGAGCCAGGGUACCACCGUGCAGUACGUGGUCACGCAGGCCCCUCCUGUGUCGCCCGGAUUUUAUCCCGGUGGACCGGCUGCUGUGUACAAUAUGCCGUAUGGACAACCGGUGAUGGUGGUUAAUCCGUCGGGGUUUGCUGGGCCCACCGGAAAUCCCGUUCAGGCUCCCACUCCUCAGAAAUUCUAAUCGAACCACACUUUCAAACUGAACGUCCCUGUAAAGGAUUUUUAAUGUGCAAAAGUUACUGUGCGCCAAAAUAACUGUUUUACAUCCAAGGUUUUUGAGCAUCAUUAGAAAGGAGAUGUUCGAAAUAGAAUGUCGUGCGGUAUUAUAAGAACGCUAGAAGCAAGUAUACAAUCAUGUCACAAACAGCGGCUUUUUCUUUGACCGGUUAAACUGGUUGAUUGUUCACUUGCAACUGAUUAACACAUUCCAGAUUUCGCCUAACCAUAAGAACAGGCGCAACAAGAAACGGUACAGACGGUUACAGAACUAUAGACAUUGUCAUUUAUCGUUAUCUCAUGAAUAUGUAUUUUAUAAAAUUCUUCAGUAGUCCCAUUUGUCGGAGUGUUUGCGCUGAAAACGUACUUGUCGUUAAUAAACUUUGCAACCAAACAA
Molecule: messenger RNA, 1306 nt
Organism: Paramacrobiotus metropolitanus
Lineage: Eukaryota; Metazoa; Tardigrada; Eutardigrada; Parachela; Macrobiotidae
Exons: 2
Coding region: 158-874 (238 amino acids)
Source: RefSeq, a predicted model, not a curated record